UAACAAUGAAUGUUGUUGGAUUCCUCAUUACAACUGUCUCCAUAACACGUCCUGUGCUGGGUGCCAUUUCAUGCAAUGAUAUAUUUGAAAAAGCUAAAACCAACACACUGGAUUGUUCACACUGCGCGCCUGAAAUAAACCCAGCAUGCCGGAUAAAUUUGCAGCACAUAGAACCACAUCACCUUGCUCCAUACCUAAACAUCUUGCAGACAACGUCUCUAAUAGGUUGUUUCUAUUCCGAGUAUACCAAACACUAUGGCGAAGACUAUUUCAACAAAACAUCUCACGUCAUCGCCAUUUGUAAACCUGGAACGAUGUGCUCUAAUUUACGUCACAUGGACAGCUAUGAAAGAGGCUGCUACAGCUACAUCUCAAAUGAUACUGCUCACCACCAGACCUGCAGUAAUGACUUCUGUAACAACAUGACUUCAACAGAUUGUCAAUAUAUUUCCACUAAAAUCAUCCAAGCUACAGGACACACUAAAAUUCAACAUAUCUUAAGAUGCCUUACUUUAAUUUUGUAUACAUAUACAGUAAAAUGCCUUAUCGCAGAUCAUGAGAUAAGGAUUAACGUACGUACAGUUACAAUAUCAAGGUAUGCCAAUGCCAGAAACCAUAGAACCCUGUAUUUCAAUCCGAUAAUGAUGUUCCUUGUUGUGUCCUUGAUUUCUAUAGCCUCAAUAGCAAGUCCUGUGUUGGGCGCCAUUUCAUGCAAUGAUAUAUUUGAAAAAGCUAAAACCAAUACACUGGAUUGUUCACACUGCGCUCCCGAGAUAAACCCAGCAUGCCGGAUAAAUAUGCAGCACAUAGAACCACAUCACCUUGCAAGAUACUUGGACAUCUUGCGAACAACGUCUCUAGUGGCUUGUUUCUAUUCUGAGUAUACCAAACACUAUGGUGAAGACUAUUUCAACAAAACAUCUCACGUCAUCGCUAUUUGUAAACCUGGAACGAUGUGCUCUAACGUACGACACACGGACGCCUAUGAAAGAGGCUGCUACAACUCCAAAAAUCAUGCACAUCACCAGACCUGCGGAAGAGAUUUCUGUAACAACAUGACUUCGACAGAAAUGGUUUUGGUGAAUAAUAUUCUUAGCUAUUUACCGACAACCACCACUACCACAACAACAACCACCACCACCACAACAACAACACCAAAGCCGACAACCACCACAACAACACCAAAACCAACAACAACAACACAGUCAACGACAACAACAACACCAAAGCCAACAACAACACCAAUGCCAACAACAACACCAAUGCCAACAACAACAACACAGUCAACAACAACAACACCAAAGCCAACAACAACACCAAAACCACCAACAACAACACAGUCAACAACAACACCAAUGCCAACAACAACAACACCAAUGCCAACAACAACAACACCAAUGCCAACAACAACAACACCAAUGCCAACAACUACAACAAUGCCAACAACAACAACAACACCAAUGACAACAACACCUGAACCAACAACCACCAGCACAACAGCUCCUACUACAACAAGUACACCUUCCACAACAAAAGCUUCUAGCACAACAAAACCUAGCACAGCUACAACUGCUAAACCUUCGACAGUUACAAACACUACAGCACAAACAGUUGUGAGCUGCCCUAAUAGCCCUCAGCAUGUGUGUCGGGAUGACUUAUCGUUCUGUUCAUAUUAUAAUUCACUGACUGGUGCCUGCAGUAGACCUAUCGAUAAGACCUCAGAGGACUUCUUCAACAGAUGUUCGCUUUUCUGUAAAAGAUGCUCAGAGUAUUGUCAGUACCUUUCUGCCAAAACGACCCAACCACCAGUGACCCGGCAUUGUCACCAGUGCGGGGACCCCCGUACCUCUACCCCCUGCUCCACCCUGGAGGUUUACACCGGACCCUCGACAGCCUGUCCCUCGGGACUGGACUUCUGUAUGACAGACAUACACCAUGAUCUCCAUGGUAAUGACAACAUCCUCAAGAGGUGUGUGAGCAGACAGGAGUGUGAAACCCUAUGGUUGUCUCAGACUUCUGAUCAGGAUCACUGUAUUAACUUCGGUCAAGUUCCAGUCAGUGGAGAGUAUACUUGUCACUACUGCUGUACAAAGGAUGGGUGUAAUGCAAGGGUUCUCCCUGACCACAGUACUCUUUUCACCAAAACAUAACGCAUAGUCUCCUAAGGAAAUUAUGUUCCAAGUUUAAAUAAAAUACUACAUA
Molecule: messenger RNA, 2202 nt
Organism: Saccostrea cuccullata (small rock oyster)
Lineage: Eukaryota; Metazoa; Mollusca; Bivalvia; Ostreida; Ostreidae
Exons: 22
Coding region: 6-2150 (714 amino acids)
Source: RefSeq, a predicted model, not a curated record